GUUUCCAGAAUGACGUAAUUUCCUGCAGUUCAAGCGCGUCUGUGUUGUUGCUGGAUUCGAGCACAAUGUCGGUGAAACUAAACGCGUUAAAUAGCGAUUCUUACAUCGAUGUGAGUGAAUACGUAGACCAGUGUUUCAAGGGGAAGCGCUAUGAGCAGGAGAAGCUGCUGAAGCAGAGCAACACGCUGUACGUGGGGAAUCUGUCCUUCUACACGACAGAGGAGCAGGUGCAUGAGCUCUUUUCUAAAAGUGGCGACGUGAAGCGCAUCAUCAUCGGGCUGGACAAAAUCAAAAAGACGGCUUGCGGCUUCUGCUUCGUGGAAUACUACACGCGUGCAGACGCUGAACACGCCAUGCGCUUCGUCAAUGGAACCCGGCUGGACGACCGGAUCAUCAGAACCGACUGGGACACGGGCUUCAAGGAGGGACGGCAGUACGGCAGGGGGAAAUCCGGAGGACAGGUGAGAGACGAGUACCGGCAGGACUACGACCCGGCCAGAGGCGGCUACGGGAAGCUGGCGCAGCAGCAGCGAGUUCCGGACGGACGCAACAGUUUCUAGCUCCUUGUGCGUGCGAGCCCUUGCCUCCAGCAGGUUUCUCUUGCGCACAGCUUGUAUUUAUUCCCUCAUUUGGGGCGAGUGGUGACCAGUACCGUGUGGAAGCUGGUCAGAUUCCGGUGAUGACUAUUGAAGUGGUCAGAGACAAGUCAUCCAAGUCCAUUUCAAUAUGUCAUGAUUCUCUCUUU
This is a messenger RNA of Synchiropus splendidus (mandarinfish), 745 nucleotides long. It is a transcript of the gene ncbp2, whose product is annotated as nuclear cap binding protein subunit 2. Lineage: Eukaryota; Metazoa; Chordata; Actinopteri; Syngnathiformes; Callionymidae. Gene Ontology annotation, cellular component: nuclear cap binding complex. Bases 66 to 560 code for a protein of 164 amino acids. Gene Ontology annotation, molecular function: RNA cap binding. The transcript has 5 exons. The record is from RefSeq and is a predicted model, not a curated record. Gene Ontology annotation, biological process: mRNA cis splicing, via spliceosome.